This is a messenger RNA of Nicotiana tabacum (common tobacco), 804 nucleotides long. The record is from RefSeq and is a predicted model, not a curated record. NCBI's taxonomy places the organism in Eukaryota, Viridiplantae, Streptophyta, Magnoliopsida, Solanales, Solanaceae.
AUGGACUUUCCUCCGCCUGCUCAUCCCGGACUUGCCGAGGAUCAGCUACUAGUAUUGCAGGGCAACCAUAGGUCCUCCAUUGUAUGGGAGGGACAGCUAUCGAUGCAUCCUCUCUGCCCUAGGAGACUUGACGAUUUGUUGGAGUUCAUCGGGGAGCAUCCUUUCCAUGCCCGCGUAGUCGCGCGCCUACAGGUUUUGUACGGGCUGCGCGUUGAUGGACUGGCCGUAGCACUGCCCCAGUACAUUAGAUCCAUGACGUGUGCACAGUUUUUGGAUAUGAUGGGGCAUUUUACUGGUUAUAGACCUCAGGGUGACACUGGGGGCAGUCGCGUUGCUUUGUCAGCCAUCAGAGAUCAUAUGGCGCUUUUGCACCCAGACAUUACCGUCAAGACGGAGGAUCUCCAUAUUGAGAGGUACACGCGGUUGGCGUUGCUCCUGCUUUUCGGGUGUGUUUUGUUCCCGAACACUUCGGGGAGUAAAGUGAGUUUGCGCUUUCUCCAUCAUCUUCAACAGCUGGAUGGUUUAUCCCAGUACAGUUGGGGUGUUGUUGUUCUCGCAUACCUGUAUAGAAACAUGUGUCAGGCGAGCAUGGGCCCAGCGGUGGACAUAUGUGGUUUUCUGCCCCUCCUACACCGGAUCAUGCCGUUGCAGCCACCUCUACCACCACUUGCGCCUGGUGAGGCUUAUCCGUUUCUCCCUCUAGCUUCUAGGUGGAUUCUCCGGCGUGGGAACUACCGAGGGACUGAUGUUCAUCAUAAUCUCCCCCUUAUCAGAGAUGUGCUAGAUAUGCUAGUGGACGGAUAG